AUAAAUAUUAUUUGUUAUCUUCAUUACAAUUGUGAUAAAAAGUAAUAAAUAUCAAUCUCAGUUCUAGAUUGUGACAAAGAUAUUAUUUAUUUAAAUUUAAAAACUAUUAUACUUGUCACAACUUGAGAUUACAAUAUUUUAUAAAAAGGAGUUUUUAGGAAGUCAUGAAACCGUAGGAAGAUUUCGUUUAUUCAAGCCUUUUCCAAAUAUGUUUUGAAAUAACCGAGUCCUCUGUCCGCAAUUUCAAGAAUGCUCAACCAUGUCGGAAGUUGCUCAAGAUUUCUCUCCUUUUCUUCGACUAUACAAAGAUGGUCACAUAGAGAGACUUAUGGGAGUAGAUAUCGUCCCUCCUGUUGAUCCCAAUUCCAAUGUCAUGUCCAGAGAUGUCGUCUAUUCACCUGCGCUAGAUCUAUCUUGUAGACUUUACCUUCCAAAAAACACAGAUCCGAACCAAAAACUGCCCCUCCUAGUUUACUUUCACGGUGGAGGCUUUCUGAUAGAAACUGCCUUCUCUUCUACUUACCAUAAUUACCUUAAUACCUUAGUAGCCGAGGCUAAUGUUAUAGGAGUCUCCGUAGACUACCGAAGAGCACCUGAGCAUCCUCUUCCUGCAGCAUACGAUGAUUCAUGGACAGCCCUCAAAUGGGUUGCAUCUCAUGUUAAUGGAGAUGGGCCUGAGGAGUGGCUAAACUCUCAUGCUGAUUUUAGCAAGGUGUUUUUUAAUGGGGAUAGCGCCGGUGCUAAUAUAUCACACCAGAUGGCCAUGAGACACGGUCAAGAGAAACUAGUUGGUGUUAAUGUUGCUGGGAUUGUUUUGGCACAUCCAUACUUCUGGGGUAAGGAUCCUAUUGGUAAUGAGCCCAGGGAAUCAUCACAAAGAGCAUUUGCUGAAGGUCUGUGGCGUCUGGCAUGCCCUACAUCAAAUGGGUGCGAUGACCUCCUACUUAAUCCACUUGUCGAUCCAAACUUGGCUGGGCUGGAGUGCUCCAAGGUGCUUGUUGCUGUCGCUGAAAAGGAUCUGCUGAGAGAUAGGGGGUGGCACUACUAUGAAAAGUUGAGGGAGAAUGGAUGGAGUGGAGAAGUGGAGAUCAUGGAGGCCAAAGGAGAGAGUCAUGUGUUCCAUCUUCUCUCUCCUCCUGGAGAGAACGCUAGGCUUAUGCUUAAAAAAAUCUCUUCUUUCCUGAAUCAGGACAAGGCCUAGGAUCUGGGGAGAGUUUCUCUCAGAUAUUUUCAACUCUCAUUCAUGGCGACGUGGACGGAUAUCUGGGAGGUGGAUGAUGAUAGAUGCCGUGUUGGGUUUUAUAUAACUUGAGUUUAAUUAUCCCUUGAUCCGGGUUAGUAUAGUACUACUAUCUUCGUAACCAUGGGUUUAAUUCCAACGCAUUUCCAAUAAAAAAAAUGCUAUUUUAAAUAGAUAAAUUGAUAAAAUAGUAUUUUGAACAGUAUAAGUAUAGUUUUUUUUUAUCAUGCAUAUUUCAAUGAAAAAAACCCUUUUGAAAAGCUAAUUCUAUUAGAGUGGAAUAAAUAAGUGUUUUAUUUUUUUAAUGAUUUUGACAUGGCUAAAUUUAAUUGGCUUAUUCUUUUGUUAACUCCACUUUAUUAGUUUUGGUUCUUUUGAGAGAUAUGUAGAAAUAGUAUUUAUGAGAAAGGAAAGGUAUUUUAAUAUUUUGUUUGGCUUUCUCCUUGAAGUAUGAAAAACAAGUAAAGAAAAGCUAAAAUAUUAAUUUUUUUAUUUUUGGCUAUCUAUUUAGCUUCUCUAUUGGAGAUGUUCUUACACGCUGUUAUUGUUGCUGUUGUGUUGUAUGUUUUUUUUAAUGAGAAACAUAUUAAAAUAAAUUUUUUAAAAUAAAUUUUUUUAAUAUUAAUGUAUUAAAAUUAUCUAAAAAUAAAAAUAAAAAAGUAGCAAAAUAAUGGUUGAACUGCCACGUCACAUCAAACAUAAUUGUUUACCGGAGGGUCAUCCAUUAUCUUGCAAAUUUAGGGCUUCCGAAUUAGAUGCAGUUUAUUGAUUAUCUUGCAAAUUUAGGGCUUCCGAAUAUAAAGAGUAAAAUGAUUAAUUAAUACUGUUUUUAUUUUUAUGUUUUAAAAGUAUUUUAAAAAAAAAUUAAUUUUUUUACUUUAUUUUUUUUUAAUAUUUUAAAAUCAUUUUUAUAUGCUAAUAUUAAAAAUUAUUUUUAAAAAAUAAUAAUAAAAUAUAUUUUUAAUAUAUUUUUAAAUAAAAAUAUUUUAAAAAACAAUCAUAACACAUACACAGUAUCAAAACCCAAAAUCUGCAAGAUGAGCUUUGUAUCAUCAAGCAAUUAGGUAAGGUAACCGUGACGAUAGUGGAUCUAUCCAUUUCCUUUGUCUCUGAUUUAUUGCUUUUACUAGAUGAAAUUCACUCAACAAUCCAGUCAAUUUUUCCCCGUAUCUAAAGAAUUUAGGAUCAUGAUCAAUUAAAUGACUUAUUCAUAAAUUUUGUAAUAUCUACCAACUCAAUUUAGAUUUUGUAAGAAAAAAAUAUUUUAAGUCACUUGUAUUUUGAAAGAUAAAGCCAUGGAUAUUUAGGCAUAAUCUACUCUUUUUCUUGUAAAUCUUUCUUAUAUAUGUAUACUUUUAAGAAUAAAAUAAUCAUUUUAAAAUUUGUUACUUUAAAUUUCUAAUUAAAUGCUCAAAACACGUUAAUUUUUUGUAUCUACAGAAUAUAAUAAACAUAAGAAAAAGUGGAGCUAGAAUACCCUCAUUAGCAGAAGAAUAUAAUAAAGUGUCGUCCUUUUUUUGUGGAUGUGCAUUGUGUAGGUACUCGUCUGCAAUCAUUUCUUUUGAUAGUCGGAAUCAGAUUCUCAACUAGGACUGUCAAUUCCGCUCCAUUCCGAUGACAGCGGUCGGAAUAUCCCCCACCGUUGCUAUCUUGCUAGCAAUCUAGGGCCAUCUCCGGAGUUUUUCCGCUGACCAGAAUGUCUUUGAUAUUUCAUAAAGAUCUGGUUCCUUGAGGAUGUCGUUGAAGAUGGCAUUUUUAAAGGGCAACGUUAAUGGUUUUAAAUGCUCAUGACUGUUCCCAACCUUCUAAUAUUCAAACGCUUUUAAAUUUGUAAAUAUUAUUUUGAAUUAAAUAAAAUACUGGUAGUGUAUUUUAUUGUA
Messenger RNA from Populus trichocarpa (black cottonwood), 3120 nucleotides. RefSeq names its product probable carboxylesterase 12. Gene Ontology annotation, molecular function: hydrolase activity. Lineage: Eukaryota; Viridiplantae; Streptophyta; Magnoliopsida; Malpighiales; Salicaceae. The transcript has 2 exons. The coding region runs from base 260 to 1201 and encodes 313 amino acids. The record is from RefSeq and is a predicted model, not a curated record.